Molecule: messenger RNA, 1019 nt
Organism: Aspergillus versicolor CBS 583.65
Lineage: Eukaryota; Fungi; Ascomycota; Eurotiomycetes; Eurotiales; Aspergillaceae
Product: GPI anchored serine-rich protein
Exons: 2
Coding region: 136-693 (185 amino acids)
Source: RefSeq, a predicted model, not a curated record
UGCUUGAAGCAUCAAACAUUUGACUACGGUCGUCCAGUCUUUUUACAACCAACUACCCACAUUCUUUAAACCCCAACUUCACAACUCAAAGACUACCUUGACGGUUUUUUUUCUUCCACGACCAAAUCAAUCAAAAUGCGUUUCUCCGCUGCUACCAUUGCCCUCUUCGCCGGCCUCGCCGUUGCUGGUGACAUCCAGACCGUCUACUCCACCGAGGACGUCACCAUCACCUCGUGCGCUCCCACCGUGACCGACUGCCCUGGCAACACCGCGACUCAGCCCCCUGCUGAGCCUACCGGUACCGCCCCCGUCGAGUCCAGCGUUCCCGUCGCCCCUGAGGUUCCCAGCAGCAGCAGCGUCGCUGUCCCCCCUGCUCAGCCUACCGCCAGCUCCCCGGUUGUUCCUCAGCAGCCCCAGCAGCCCUCUGGAAGCAUCUCCGUCAUUCCCGUGACCACUUGCAUCCCCACCGUCACCUACUCCACCAUCUCCGUCACCCCCACCGUUGCUCCUACCACCUCUAAGCCUGUCAUCCCUGGCAACCCCACUGGUGUCGCCCCUACUGGCAGUGCUUCCGGCACCGCCUCGGCUUCUGCCACUCCUUCUCCCCCCACCUUCACUGGUGCUGCCAACUCUGUCAGCAACUCUUUCGGCUUCGCUGGUGCCGCCGCCGUCGCCGCUAUCUUCCUGGCAUAGAUUGUUUCCCCUUCAUGUCAAUAGUAUAGCCCUGGGUUACUCGUGAUUCAAGAUGGCCACGUCGGGCCUCGCGCCUGGCGUGGUUGUGGUGAUGAAACGGGGUUUGCAUGAGCAGGUCCGGGUGUCGUUUCAGUUUUAGUGUUGUGGUUUGGGGAGAGUAAUCUGAUUCUUCAGUCUUAUACUUCGAUAUCUUUCUUGAUUUUCUCUUGAACAUUUUUCUUUUGGCUUGCCGGAUUGCUUCGGAGUUUUUGUGAAGCUCAGUCUUGGUGGCUGGAUACGAUUUAAUGUAAACCAUGAACGUCCUUCACAUACUGGUCAAUUUCUUC